Molecule: messenger RNA, 354 nt
Organism: Protopolystoma xenopodis
Lineage: Eukaryota; Metazoa; Platyhelminthes; Monogenea; Polystomatidea; Polystomatidae
Source: the annotation of a GenBank genome assembly
AUGAUGCCAUUGACGAUAGCUUCUCCCGCCACUGUUGUUGCCACUAUAACCACAUCCGUCACCGCAUCGGCUGCACCUUCGUCUCUAAACGGUAUUAUGCAGGCUCAAGGGACGCUGAAUCACCAGGGUUGUAACGAUCUCGCAACCGUUGCGGGUAAUCUUAUGAAUUCUGUCAACUCAACCAUUGAUAGUCAUAUCAUCAGCAACAAUCUUCACGUUGCCCCUAUCUCUACGAGUUCAGGGGUCACCAGUGUGAUGAACGCUUUGCCCUUCAAGACUCUUCCUGCUUCCUCUGGCCAACCCUCAGUGCGUUCUUUUCUACAAUAUUAUCUAAAUAAUAAGUCUUAUUAUUAA